Molecule: messenger RNA, 1176 nt
Organism: Parnassius apollo (apollo)
Lineage: Eukaryota; Metazoa; Arthropoda; Insecta; Lepidoptera; Papilionidae
Source: the annotation of a GenBank genome assembly
AUGGGAAAAAGUUUGUAUAGGAUUAGCCUCAGUAAUGUGUUAGUAUCAUUACUCAAGACUUAUGCGAUUUCCGGUAAGAAUAUCGUCGAUAAAACCUUAGGUUGGCAAAGGUAUAAUACGAUGGCAUUACCUAGUAGAGCACGGGUAUAUGCCGAUGUUAACUCACAAAAGCCUAGAGAAUAUUGGGACUAUGAAAGCUAUGUGGUCGAUUGGGGUAAUCAAGAAGACUAUCAGUUGGUUCGCAAGCUUGGACGCGGGAAAUACAGUGAAGUAUUUGAGGCAAUAAAUAUCACAAAUAACGAGAAGUGUGUAGUUAAAAUAUUGAAGCCUGUUAAAAAGAAGAAGAUCAAACGAGAGAUAAAGAUUUUAGAAAAUUUAAGAGGUGGCACAAACAUUAUAACAUUACAAGCUGUAGUUAAAGAUCCUGUAUCUCGUACUCCUGCACUCAUUUUUGAACAUGUGAACAAUACUGAUUUUAAACAACUAUAUCAAACAUUGUCAGAUUAUGAUAUAAGGUAUUAUUUGUAUGAACUACUGAAGGCUUUAGAUUAUUGCCACAGUAUGGGUAUUAUGCACAGAGAUGUGAAGCCACACAAUGUUAUGAUUGAUCAUGAUAAUAGAAAGUUGCGUCUUAUAGACUGGGGAUUAGCGGAGUUCUACCAUCCAGGGCAGGAGUAUAAUGUUCGUGUUGCUUCUAGAUACUUUAAGGGUCCUGAACUUUUGGUGGAUUAUCAAAUGUAUGACUACUCGUUAGAUAUGUGGUCAUUAGGGUGUAUGUUGGCAUCUAUGAUCUUCCGUAAGGAACCAUUCUUCCAUGGUCAUGAUAAUUAUGACCAACUUGUGCGUAUUGCAAAAGUGCUGGGCACUGAAGAGUUAUUUGAAUAUUUGGAUAAAUAUCAUAUAGAAUUGGAUCCACGAUUUAAUGAUAUUCUUGGAAGGCAUUCACGUAAACGGUGGGAAAGAUUUGUACACUCUGAAAACCAGCAUCUAGUUUCUGCUGAAGCUUUAGACUUCCUUGAUCGUUUGUUACGUUAUGAUCAUUAUGAGCGUUAUACUGCUCGUGAAGCCAUGGAUCAUCCAUUCUUUUAUCCAAUUGUAAAAGAGCAGGGUCGAAUGGUGUCAUCUAACUCUCCAACUCCUAAUGCACUACAAGGACCAAUAAGUUCUACAGAAUAA